AUGUCCUCUAUCCUUGAGUCCUCUCUGACUGUUCCAGUCACGUUCUCGACACCGGCUAGUCGAAGCAGAGGGAGCGCACCUGUAGACCCAGUGGACCACAGCUUUUCGUCUGCUGUACCAUCUUACAUCACUUGUUGGGGCUCUCACAGUUCUUCGCUCUUAUCUGACAGUAAAUCCGACCCUCGUUCUGUUCUUGGCGUUGUCGUGGGUUGUCGAGACGGCUCAGUCUACAUAUUGCGGUCAACAGGACACUCAGGUGCUGUACCCUCCGUAAAACCUGCUUCCAACUCCUCCGAAUCUGUGCUAUCGCCCACGAGUGCACGGCGAUUCCUUGGUCUGGGCCGUCCGACUUCGCGUUCCGCCUCUCCGUCCUCUACCAAGUCUUCCCUGUCUCCUUUCCAAGUCACUCGUUCUCGUAUCGUUUCUGCUGUCUCCAACGAACAAGCAGAAGCUCCAAAGAACUACGUCGACUUUGAUGACGAACAAGAGAAGCUUAGGGGUAUGCUCAAGGGCAAAGGUCACCGUGAUAGGCACUUGUCUACGUCCAGAACCCGCUCGGACAGGGAUGCUGUCCCCGAGAAAGCGACACAGUCCUCCCAGACCCCAGGAAGCAGCCUACGAAAAGAAGACACACGGAGCUAUCUGGCUUCUGCGCUCUCGCCUACGUCGUCAACGCAAUCCUUGUUGUUGUCUGGUCCUCCUUCGCCCACUCUUGUGCCCGCUCCGUCCCCAGAGCCUGGAUCGCCUACUCCCCUUGGCUUGCGUUGUCACACAUUUCCCCCUCAAGCUGGUCCGGGACGGCUUGUGACAUCUCUGAAACUACACGAUCGCGGUCGUUACAUAACAUGCCUCAAUGCAGCUGGCGGUCUUUCCGUUCACUCGACUCUGGAUGGCAGUUGUCUCGCGUCGACAAUCAUCCACGUGCGGCGCAGGCCGACAGCGCUAGGUGGGAAGACGCAGCCUGUGCAUGCUAUGCUUUGGGUCUGGAGGACAUUGCUGGUGGCGGCAUCCCAGGAGUCAACCAUCCUCUUCGCUUGUGCUUCCCCUGACGAGUUCUAUCCCGCGGGUCAGUUCAACGAUCCUGGUGCCGGGGAUUCGGAAAAUGUUUCGCUAGUAGUCGCGUAUGAGCUGUCGCUGGGAGGCGAAGUGCAAGCUGCGGACGCCAAGCUCGAGUAUCUUGGAGAGUGGACUAUCGAUGGUCCUGUCAACUCCAUUAGCUUGCGUGCAGAGGACGACCACUCGUUGACCCUCUUUCAUGUCAAUUCUCAUGGCUACCUUAUCUCGCGCUCCCUUCGGAUCAACGAUGCGCUACCCUCACCUUCCGCAGACGUCCCGGAGUCCCAUUCCUCUUCCCAUCUACCACUGCCCAAUCCGUUCAGAGUCCUCAAGUCCCUCUCCACGGAGCACAUUCCCGAUACUGAGAAGCAUGAAGCUGCUGAGCGCAUACGGCUGGUCAGCGAGGUCAACCACGGCGAGUUGGGCCUCUCCCUGCCCGUGGUCGGUCUGCGAGCCUACGAUGGCGGAGAGGACGUCCGGCUCUGUGCUUGGUCAGCCAGUGAGAUCCAGGUGCUGAUCUGUUCGCGCGAAGGGCUCGAGUGCUCUCCACCAGCCCCGAUUGCCCGCAUCGAGAACGUACGAUGGAUUGACAACGACUCUUUCUCCGUGCUCUUCCCCGACCGGAUUGAGAUAUACCGCACGACCUUCACGCUUGAGAGCGAGGAGGGCCAUCGCCUCGCAUUUCAAAAGAUUCAGACUACAUCCUUCACGCCGGGAGACGCCGCGGCGCUCACAUCCGGGGGUCACGUUGUGUCCACCCACGUCAAGAAUGGGAGCCGGAGGGUGCAUUACACCGUGCACGACGCUCCUGUCGACGACGCGAAGUUGAGGACGCGGACGUUGUGGAAGGGUCGCGACCCCAGUCCUUCCAGCGCGCAAGCGGAGAGGCGUAUCACGUCGAUACUCCCGCUCGAGCUCGAGCUCAUCGUGCUGGGCUACUCGGACGGGCACGUUUGUCGCUCUUCGCUCCUAGAUCUCGCGAAGGGCUCAAGCGACGCAGAAGCAGGUUUGAUUUCUUCGGACUUUCCCCUUCCGUCUGGGAUCAUCGCCAUGGAGUCCGUGGAGAACCGUCGGACGGGAGAGCGCCUGCUUGUUAGCGGCGCGGACGACGGAACGCUCGGAAUUUGGGCACUCAGUACGCUGAAGCUUUGCGCACGGUGGACGGUGUUCACGAGCCCGCUCGCGCGCGUCGUUCCGUUGCACGGCGAGAAGGUCGGGAGACUGCUGGGAUGCGUGCUUUGUAUCUCCCAGGACGGGACUAUUGCUGUCAUAGCGCUGGAUGGACCCCAAUUUGUCUACCUCGUUCCUGCAUCCGCUGCUCCUCUGCAUCGUGUAUGUUUAGGAGAAGAUAACAUGUUGCUAAUGUAUGGAGAUGGUCGCGCGAGGUUGUGGGAUACGCGGACGAGGGAGUUUUGGCGGUCGAUGAGUACAGAGAAGGCAGAAGAGCUCUUGCAAGAGGACGGUUGGUCGCAGUGGUCCAUGGAGGAACCUCCUGGUAGCAAAGACGUACUUACCAUAGUGACUUCUCAUAGCUCUUCUGAUGCAGCGUCCACUCUUCUUAUCAACAUUUCCGUGCUCUUGCGUCAAUUUGCAUCAAGCGCAGCACUCGCGGGCACAAAAGGUCCCAUCAGCGCAAAGGCUCGGUUGGAGCACGCGCGUGCCCUGCUGUCGCUGCUCCUCACCUUCGGCAUCAGCGAAGGAAUCGACACCAUCUGCGCAGAAAACCUCUCUAUUAUGCUUCAAUCGACCCCGAUAGGCUUGGCAAGUGCGAACAGCCUCUCAUUGCUCCUUCAAUCCACUCCCAUGAGCUCCUGGACGUUGUCGCCCGAGGUCUCUGCCGAACGGGCUCUGGCCAUUCUCUCGGUCUUGCAGUAUCUGAUGCAAUUCGAAAAUCUCGCACAAGAUGCCAGCACUGUCAUGACGUUCUACGCAGCAUCAGUCGGGCAACUCGUUCCUGAGUUUUACCAGCCGCCUAGUCUCCCUCGCCUAGGUCAACAUAUGCUGUACACACUAUCGGCUGAAGAGCGGCAGGCCGCGCGACUGCUUUUCGACGCUGGCGUUGCUCGGCUGUCGGACCAGGAGACCGCGGACAUAGUGGAAUGCUGGCAGCAACACCUCCCAAUACUGCAGCACGAGAAGCAGAAGGAUUCUACGAGGAGUGCGUUGGCUCUAUGCGUCUGCGGUUUCAUCGCUGUGGACAAGUACAGCCUUCUGCCUACGAGCACUCUCACCGAUAUCGCGAAGUCUAUUGCGGGAUACCUGCAUGAUGAGACAUCUCCGCAUCGGUCAUUGGCAAUCGACCUCUGUUCGCGUGGGUUCCAAGUCUGGCAGCAGUACGUCGAUGCGGUUGAGAUGCUCCGUGCGCUAUUCACCCUCGCCACGACGACAAAGAAGGAGGCGAUCGCCGUACCAAACAUCGGCGUCCAGGCGCGAACGGCGGUUCUUCAGAUCGCUGCGAGCAAUACGCCACUCUUCAUGACGACGCUUGCGAUCGACAUUCUCCACCCGCGCAGCGUGCAGCACCGCAAGUCCGUGAUGCAGCUCGUCAUCUUCCUCAUUCGCAAGAAGCCGCUGGUGUUAUACAGCAAUCUUCCCAGGUUGGUGGAAGCAAUUGUGAAGUCACUGGACCCCAACUCGAACGCGACACGCGAGGCCGUCUUGGAUUCCGCUACGGAGAUCUUGAGUCAUAUCGUACAGACUUUUCCUACGGUUGACUUCCAUAUGGGCACCCAACGAUUAGUGGUAGGAACGAGCGAGGGCGCGGUCGUGAUGUACGAUCUCAAGACUGCCACUCGCCUAUAUGUUCUUGAAGGGCACAAGAAGCGUACAACUGCAUGCAGUUUCUCGCCUGACGGCCGUCGCGUAGUGACGAUGUCUCUUGAGGAGUCGGCCGUGCUCGUCUGGAAGGUCGGAGCAAGCUUCACCAGCUUCUUUAUGCCAGGGGUACCUCCUCGGCAGGGCCACAGCGGUUCUGAGCCGUUCAAGACGCUCAGCUUCAACAUUGGAGACGCGGCGCACAUGAGCUUGGAGGGCACUCUUGUGGAUGUGCGGUUUGAGUGGGCAGGAGACCGAAGUGUUAAGCUCAUGAUUAAGGAUACUACCUUAACUUUCAGUACCUGA
Molecule: messenger RNA, 4176 nt
Organism: Dichomitus squalens LYAD-421 SS1
Lineage: Eukaryota; Fungi; Basidiomycota; Agaricomycetes; Polyporales; Polyporaceae
Product: WD40 repeat-like protein
Exons: 18
Coding region: 1-4176 (1391 amino acids)
Cellular component (GO): cytoplasm
Molecular function (GO): protein binding
Source: RefSeq, a predicted model, not a curated record